This is a messenger RNA of Aspergillus terreus NIH2624, 945 nucleotides long. RefSeq lists its product as uncharacterized. The transcript has 2 exons. The record is from RefSeq and is a predicted model, not a curated record. Bases 1 to 945 code for a protein of 314 amino acids. NCBI's taxonomy places the organism in Eukaryota, Fungi, Ascomycota, Eurotiomycetes, Eurotiales, Aspergillaceae.
AUGGCAAACAGACUCGGCAUAUUCCCCGCCUCUGGAGGCCUUGGAGGCAGCACCCUUGGACACCUUCUUGAGCAAGUCCCAUCCAAUGAAGUGGUGCUCAUCGCUCGCAGCCCCGAGAAACUCAGCAAAGAGAAAGCUGCUGGAGCGAUUAUCCGCCAGGCCGACUACGACAACGCCCAGACACUUGACCACUCGUUUGAUGGAAUUUCGUCUCUGAACUUGAUUUCCUAUGCUAGUAUUCAAAAUGAGUAUCGAUUCAAGGUCCACAAAGCCGCGAUCGAUGCGGCGCGAAAGAGUGGCGUGAAGCAUAUAUUCUACUCGUCUCUUGCGUUUGCUGGGGAUGGAAAUCCCGAGUCUAAGGCCCAAGUGAUGCUUGCCCAUCUUGCCACGGAGAAGUAUUUAGCCCAGCUACACGACCAGGACCCGCAGUUCACCUACACCGUCGUUCGGCAAGGGGUGUAUUCUGAGUCCUUCCCGGUCUAUACCGCCUUCUUUGAUCUCAAAGCUCCUUCGGACGAAAUAUGUAUCCCCCACGAUGGCUCGGGUCCUGGCAUUGCUUGGGCUAAGCAAGACGAGUUAGGGGAAGCAACCGCAAACCUGAUUGCACAACACGCCAAAGAUCCUGCUGCUUUCCCUUACUUAAACAAAAUCGUCGUUCUCUCGGGCCCUCGUGCUUUGUCUCUCAACGAGACAGUGGAUGUGUUCGGCCGUGUGCUCAACAAAUCUAUCAAGAUUCGCCAGGUAGAUGUGGACGAGUACGCCAAACAGCCACAGGUCCAAGCUAGCCUCGCAUAUGGUGGUGGCGACUGGGCGCCUCUCUGGGCGACUGCUUUUGAUGCGAUCCGCGAUGGCGAAUGUGCAGCAGUUACCCCAAAUCUGGCUCAGAUGCUUGGCCGCGAACCUGAGCAGUUUGAAACAACUAUCAGGAAUAUGCUUUCGACUUAA